Pocillopora damicornis (cauliflower coral) is the source of this 1331-nucleotide messenger RNA. RefSeq names its product H/ACA ribonucleoprotein complex subunit 1. The record is from RefSeq and is a predicted model, not a curated record. Lineage: Eukaryota; Metazoa; Cnidaria; Anthozoa; Scleractinia; Pocilloporidae. Gene Ontology annotation, molecular function: box H/ACA snoRNA binding. Gene Ontology annotation, biological process: ribosome biogenesis; snoRNA guided rRNA pseudouridine synthesis. Gene Ontology annotation, cellular component: box H/ACA snoRNP complex.
CUCUCUCUCUCAACCACGCGGUCGCCAGAUAACAACACAGCCUUUUAUAGUGUAAAUUUGUAAAUCUUUUGGUGAUCAGAUCAUGUCUUUUCGUGGCCGAGGAGGGGGCCGUGGUGGUGGCGGUCGAGGUGGCCGUGGCGGUUUUCGAGGCGGAGGUCGUGGCGGUGGAAGGGGAGGUUUUCAGCAGAGAGAUUUUGGGCCUCCCGAUUAUGUUACAGAGCUUGGACAUGUGCUCCACACUUGUGAAGGAGAUUUAGUGUGUAAAUGUACAAAUGAGAAGAUUCCAUACUUUAAUGCUCCAGUGUACUUAGAAAACAAGUCACAGAUCGGCAAAGUAGAUGACAUAUUUGGUCCAAUGACAGAAUUUUAUUUCUCAGUGAAGGUUAACACAGAUAUGAAAGCUUCCUCCUUUAAAAAAGAUCAAAAGUUCUUCAUUGAUCCUAUGAAACUGUUACCUCUUGCCAGAUUUCUCCCUAAACCUCCUGGCCAGAAAGGACCCCCAGGGGGUGUUGGAGGUAGAGGAAGAGGAGGCAGAGGAGGUCGAGGUGGUGGACGUGGUAGAGGAGGUGGUGGUGGCUUUCGGGGAGGUGGCAGAGGUGGUGGAAGAGGUGGAGGAAGAGGUGGAGGAGGACGAGGUUUCAGGGGUGGUGGUGGAGGUUUUAGAGGUCGUGGAAGAUGAAGAGGAAACAAAGAAUUGUGAAGUACUUUGGCACAGUUUAAUUUAUCAAAUGUAUAUAUCUGUUUGGGUAUCAUUAUCCAGAAUCCAUAUUACAGUUUGAGACCCCUGUGCAGAUACAUCUUAACUUGAACACUGAAAAUAACUAUCGUUCAUCUUCGUUGUUGUUGUGUCUUCCGUAUGCUGUCAUUACACUUGGUUAUGUCAUAGGAUUAUUUUUAUCUAAUUUUUUAAAUUAACAGUUAGGUGGCUGCUACAUCAGUACAAGAAGUUGUGAUCAGCUUUAUACUGAACAACAAAUACAAAUCAUUUUUUGCAUUGCAAUAUAUCUGCAUCUCACGUUUUUUAGGGGGUCAUUAAAAAAAACCUUCUGUGUGGUGCCCAUGCAAAAAAUGAGAACUGAUGGGGGUAUGGUAGUGGAGGUUCAUGAAAGCUCACUACUCCCCCUUACCUCAUAAAAAAAAACGUUCCUUGACAAAAAAUGUGAUUUGAGGUUGUCUCAGAUCAAAGGUUUCCCUCGUAGUCAUCUGAUUGGAACAAGAAUGGUGAUUAAGUUAGAUUUAAGGAUUUGGACAAAUAGCUGCAUUGUACACUGAUCAAAGACUUUACAUCGCUUUUUGUAAGUGACCUUUGGACCCCCAACUCAGCCAUUAAA